AUGCGCCCAGCUCGCUCAAUACGAAACACACUCCUCCUAACAAGACAAAAGCAACCACGCCAUCGUCAAUUCACCCAAUGCGCAAUCCUCCAUAGCACACCCUCCUUCACCCCCCUCACCCGCCGCCUCUUCAAACUCCCAUCUCCACCACCCACUCCCUCCCAAAACCACCAUGACCUCCCCUCCUUCCUCACCUAUGCCGAUCGAAUAGCCCUACCAAAAUCCAGCACAACCUACGUAGGCACGCACUACGAAUACACCGUCCAACAAGUCCUCCGCCGCUCCGCUUUCUCCCUGCACCGCGUCGGCGGGCGCGACGAUCUGGGAGUUGAUUUAGUGGGCACAUGGCACUUACCGAAACACGAGCAUCCACUGCGCGUGUUUGUGCAGUGUAAAGCGCUGAAGACAAAACUGGGUCCGAACCUUGUGCGGGAGUUGGAGGGGUCGUUUAAUCUUCGACCGUCGCCGGUGGAUAAUGGCGGGGGAGGAGGGGGAGGGAAAUUGGGAGUGUUGGUGGGCACGCGCGAGGCGACGAAGGGGGUUAGGAAUGCGAUGGCGAGGAGCUUGUAUCCGGUUAUGUGGAUGAUGGUUGAGAAGGAGAAUGGGACUUUGCUGCAGGCGUUGUGGAAUGCGAGGGGGGAGGAGAUGGGGUUGGGAGGGUUGGGGGUUGAGGUGCAGUUUUCUUCUGAGCUUAGUUCGACUACGAAGAGUAUUGCGUUGACGUGGGAUGGGGAGGAGAUUCCGGGUAUGGAUGAGGUAGAGAGGGAUAUGGCUGGGCUUGAGGACCGGUGGAUGGCGCUGUGGGAGAAGGACAGGUCUAUGCCGGAGAGUCGCAAGUCGGCGCUGUUGGAUAUUGUAGAGAAGCUGUAUCCUGAGGAGAAGCCCUUGUUCAGGGCCACGGGGGCUACCGGGACGUGCAGUAUGCUGUCUCAUGAGGACAGAAAAAAGGUCCUGCAACUCUUGAGCGAGGGCGAGUCCACUCAAACAGAAAAUUCACCAUAA
Aspergillus glaucus CBS 516.65 is the source of this 1002-nucleotide messenger RNA. RefSeq lists its product as uncharacterized. Gene Ontology annotation, cellular component: mitochondrion. Gene Ontology annotation, molecular function: nucleic acid binding. The record is from RefSeq and is a predicted model, not a curated record. The coding region runs from base 1 to 1002 and encodes 333 amino acids. The transcript has a single exon. Lineage: Eukaryota; Fungi; Ascomycota; Eurotiomycetes; Eurotiales; Aspergillaceae.